Messenger RNA from Hibiscus syriacus, 312 nucleotides. RefSeq lists its product as uncharacterized. Lineage: Eukaryota; Viridiplantae; Streptophyta; Magnoliopsida; Malvales; Malvaceae. The record is from RefSeq and is a predicted model, not a curated record. The coding region runs from base 1 to 312 and encodes 103 amino acids. The transcript has a single exon.
AUGUAUUCAAUUGCAAUCUUCUCUUCUCCCUCUGCAGUUAGAACCGCUAACAACAGCUCUCCGGUUCCACGACUCAAGAAGACGACGGUGACCCUGAGGAAUUCAGUGCGUAAGGUGGCUGCGUCUGUUAAGUGUGCUUCCGCCGCGGAUAACAAGAUGGCGGGAAGUUUGUACGAGAUACUUAGAGUGGAGAGAACGGCGUCGUUCAAAGAAAUCAAGACAGCUUACCGGAGCUUGGCCAAGGUUUUCCAUCCAGAGGCGAUGGGAUCGCCAUCGGACGGCCGUGAUUUCAUAGAGACACGCGAAGCGUAG